Calidris pugnax (ruff) is the source of this 2993-nucleotide messenger RNA. RefSeq names its product MAD1 mitotic arrest deficient-like 1 (yeast) (gene MAD1L1). The record is from RefSeq and is a predicted model, not a curated record. Gene Ontology annotation, cellular component: nuclear envelope; mitotic spindle; kinetochore. The transcript is spliced from 18 exons. Bases 38 to 2188 code for a protein of 716 amino acids. Lineage: Eukaryota; Metazoa; Chordata; Aves; Charadriiformes; Scolopacidae. Gene Ontology annotation, biological process: attachment of mitotic spindle microtubules to kinetochore; mitotic spindle assembly checkpoint signaling.
GCGGCGGGGCGAGGAGGGAGAUCCAAGCGGCGGAGCCAUGGAGGACUUGGAAAAUAACACCACUGUCUUCUCCACCCUGAGAUCCCUCAACAACUUCAUUUCUCAGCGCAUGGAGGGGGUGUCUGGACUGGCCACCCCGGGAUCGUCUCAGAGCUCCUUGCAGACCCAGUACCAGCAGAGGGUGCAGUUGGAAGAACAAGCUGGGCAGAUCCACUCCAAAUCCCAGCUCCUGCAGGUGGAACGAGAGAAGAUGCAGAUGGAGCUCAGUCACAAACGAGCUCGCAUUGAGCUAGAGAAGGCAGCUAAUACCAAUGCCAGGAACUACGAGCGAGAGGCUGACCGUAACCAGGAGCUGCUCACACGCAUAAAGCAAUAUCAGGAAAGGGAAGCAGAAGCUGAAAAUAAACUGAAAGAACAAAUGGAGAUGAACAAGUCCUAUAAGAAGAGCAUGGAGACGAUGAGUAAGAAGCUGCAAGAGAAGGAGAGCAAAUUAGCUGAAGCUAAUGAAACAAUCACUGUAUUAAAAGGGAAAAUAUCAGAGCUGCAGUGGAAUAUAAUGAACCAAGAGAUGCAGAUGACAAGCCAAGACUCUCAGAAGCAGGAGCUGAUGGAACAGCUGGAUGUUCAACAGAAAAAAUGGCAAGAGGCCACUCAGCAAAUCCAGACGUUGCAAUCAUGCCAAUCUCUACUGGCAGAGUACGAACAGAAGAUUAAGGAUCUGGAACAGAAGAUCUCCCAGCAGGAACAUGAUGCUCUAAUUGUCAAGAACAUGAAGGCAGAGCUGGCCCGUUUCCCAAAAAUGGAACGGGAAUUGCGCCAACUCAGGGAGGAAAAUGCCUACUUCAGGGAAAUGAAAGAAAACAACGGAUUGCUUAAAGAGGAGGUAGAAGGUCUCCAAAGAAAACUGGAACGUUAUGAGAAAGUCCAAGCACAGCUUGUGUCUGUUGAAUUGGAAAAUGAGAAACUUCUGGGAAAAUUAAAAAGCUGGGAGAAACUGGACCAGAGCACUGGCUUGAAUAUCAGGACACCUGAUGAUCUCUCAAGGCAAAUUGUGGCCCUGCAGCAGAGGGAGAUCGUGCUGAAAGAGCAGAACUCCACCAUCACCAACAGUGCCCGAAUACUGGAGAAGGCCCGGCAGCAGCUGCAGGAGGAAAUUCUGCGGAUUCAGAGCCAGCUCUUAGAGGAGAAGAAGAAGCGAGAGCAGCACGAAGCCCUGGUCAGGCGGCUGCAGAAACGGGUGCUGCUGCUCACCAAGGAGCGGGACGGGAUGCGAGCCAUCCUGGAGUCGUACGACAGCGAGCUCACCCCGGCCGAGCACUCGCCCCAGCUGAGCCGGCGCAUGCGGGAGGCGGAGGAGAUGGUGCAGAAGCUGCACGCUCAUAACGCCGAGCUGGAGGCUCAGCUGGCUCAAGUUCUGGAAGAAGUGGGAAAUCAUAAGCAAAGAGCAGAGAUGCUGGAGGUGGAGAUGAAGGUCCUGAAGUCUCAAGAGUGCACAGCUGAGCAAAGUACCGCCAUCACCAAGGAGGAGGUUGACACCCUCAGGCUGAAAAUCGAGGAGCUGGAAGCUGAACGCAGCAAACUGGCAGAGGAGAACAGAGCUUUGGAGAUUAAACUGGAGAAGCUGACCCCUCAGGAUGACUAUGACCCCAGCAGGAUCAAAGUCCUUCAUUUCAGCGCGAACCCGGUGAGCUUGGCCAAGCAGCAGCGCAAGGAGGAGCAGCAGCAGCUCCAGGAGGAGUGUGAGAGGCUGAGGGAGCUGGUGAGGGUGCUCGAAGGAGGUGGCUCCAUCCCAGAGAACCUGGAAAGAGUCGGGAGUUUCCAGUCGCAAGAAAUUACAGAGCUGAAGAAGCAAGUGGAAAGUGCAGAAUUGAAAAACCAGCGUCUGAAAGAAGUUUUCCAGACCAAGAUCCAGGAGUUCCGCAAGGUGUGCUACACGCUGACGGGGUACCAGAUUGACAUCACGACCGAGAACCAGUAUCGCCUCACCUCCAUCUACGCCGAGCACCAAGGGGACUGCCUGCUCUUUAAGGCCUCCAGCUCUUCUGGUGGAAAAAUGCAGCUUUUGGAAACCGAGUUCUCGCGAACCAUCCGGGAGCUGAUCGAGCUGCACCUGCUGCGCCAGGACAGCAUCCCUGCCUUCCUCAGCGCCCUCACCCUCGACCUCUUCAGCCGCCAGACCAUUGCUUAGCGUCCCACCACCAGCCACCAGCCAGCUGUGGAGCCCUCCCAGGCAGGACUCUUUGAGGUAGCAAGGACAAAUUCUCCCCUCCCACCCUUAAUUUGUGGCAUUGGGUUGCUUCUGUUCUGGGAACCCCUUCUUCCCCUUUCUUUCGUACUGAUUUCUCUGAAAAUAAUCAUUUCCCUUCUAUGGGAGGACAAGUCUAGCUCCACCCCAAGACCUAUUCCCUGCCUUUGAAGUGGGAAAUGUGUUCAUCACUGCCCAGACUGUCCCAACAUCCUUUUCCCCAAAUCUGGGUCCUGGCAAAGCGAUGAGCCUUGCAGGAGGGUGGUGCCUCCUGCCCACUGGUUGUCCUCUCCUGAUGGGAGCCAAGGGCUUGGUCCCCGAGGACAAGGACCUGGGGAAGGAUCAGUCAUGAGUAGCAGGUUCUUUGUGGGUACCUCCUGCUCAUGCAAAUAGCUCAUCACUCAACAGGGUUGAAAUUAUUUUCAAGUUAGACAGUUACCUGAGUCUACUGUCACUCAGCAGACAAGCAGAAGCAUAAAGGGCCAUUUGAGACCCCGUGACACAUCUGUGUUGUGUGGUGUGCUCAGAUGUCACUGAUGAGCUUUUUGUUCCUCACCAAGGCUCUUGGGCUCUCGAUUAUCCCAGGAUUGCAGGAGGUGGGAGGGAGAUCUUCGGGGUGUGCUUUCGCCUGCCACCAGGCUGGGGGUUCCUGCUUGCCUUGCUGGGGGUCUCCCUUCAUGGAGGAUGGAGCACCCCUUGAAGCCUGAUGUUUUGUUUUACAAGGGAUGUAGCUCUUUUAUUGUAAGAA